AUGAGUAAAAUACAGGUGGCACACGGUAGUCGACUAGCCAACCUGAUCGAUUAUAAGCUGAGGGUUCUUACCCAAGAUGGCCGAGUAUAUAUCGGGCAAUUGUUGGCGUUUGAUAAACACAUGAAUUUGGUGCUGAGUGACUGUAUAGAGGAACGAGUACCCAGGACUCAGCUGGACAAGUUGAGACCGAAGAAGGACUCUAAAGACGGUGCGUCCUUGAAUAUCAAAGUAGAAAAAAGAGUAUUGGGUCUGACCAUUUUAAGAGGGGAACAGAUUCUGUCUACGGUGGUAGAGGAUAAGCCACUGCUAUCUAAAAAGGAAAGAUUGGUGAGAGACCAAAAGGAAAACAAGCAAGCGCAAAAGCAGACCAAACAGAGGAAGGAUAAAGAAAAGAAGCCAGGGAAGAUCACCAAACCAAAUGCGGCGAAUGCCAAGCAUAGCAAUAACACCGAUAGAGAAAUAGCACAACCUUCCUCGAGCAGGUACAGCAAUAGCGGUGGUCCCGGCGAUAGCAUUAGUACAAAUAGAUCGAGGUUCAACAAUGAAGCGCCUCCCCAAACAAGAAAGUUUCAGCCUCCGCCAGGCUUCAAAAGAAGAUAA
Saccharomyces eubayanus is the source of this 600-nucleotide messenger RNA. It is a transcript of the gene SMB1, whose product is annotated as mRNA splicing protein SMB1. Gene Ontology annotation, molecular function: RNA binding. The transcript has a single exon. The record is from RefSeq and is a predicted model, not a curated record. The coding region runs from base 1 to 600 and encodes 199 amino acids. Lineage: Eukaryota; Fungi; Ascomycota; Saccharomycetes; Saccharomycetales; Saccharomycetaceae. Gene Ontology annotation, cellular component: U2-type prespliceosome; catalytic step 2 spliceosome; U5 snRNP. Gene Ontology annotation, biological process: mRNA splicing, via spliceosome.